CGCUGGAGCGCCAGGCCAGAGAUCCACAGCUCCAUCGAGCGCUUCAAGCAGCAGGCCGAGCGCCAGAGCGUCGAGCAGGUGCGCGAGCCGCCCAUGCAGCCGCGCGCAUUGCCGCGCGACAUGUUCCUGGACAAGCGCGUCGAGAACGGGCACACGUGCCUGGCGCCGUUCCGCCGCUCUCGCGUGCGCUCCCCGACCGACUAUCUGGAUGUGGCUGGGCCGCGGGUCGUGGGCUGCGGACCAGUGGUGCGGAUGCGGCGGGGCAUGGGGCCGGAGACGGCCGUGUCGCGUGCGGAAAUCGAGCCCACGUCGCUGAUCAUGGCGCGCGCAACCAAGCUGCUGGCCGAGAUCGAGUCGGGGCUGGACAUGGCGCCGCGCACGAUGUUUGCCACGCCACAAGCUGAGGACGAGUACGUGCGGCGGCAGGUGGACCUGCAAAAGUACCUCGAUCUGCUGAUCGAGUCCGGCUUCCUGACUCCUGCGCACACCGUGACUGUACCAGGCCAACGGCAGCGCGUCGAUUUUCGUCAUGGUGCGGCCAUUGGAGACGCUUCUGGAGCAGACGCCUGAAGCCCUGCGUCUGGACGCCAACGUCUACAUGAAGCUUCUGGAUGCACCGCGCUCGCUGCUGUCCACGGCCGACCUGCCGGAGGGCAUGGCGCGGCUGCCCGAGCG
Messenger RNA from Linderina pennispora, 675 nucleotides. RefSeq lists its product as uncharacterized. Bases 94 to 570 code for a protein of 158 amino acids. Lineage: Eukaryota; Fungi; Kickxellomycota; Kickxellomycetes; Kickxellales; Kickxellaceae. The transcript has a single exon. The record is from RefSeq and is a predicted model, not a curated record.